Molecule: messenger RNA, 1422 nt
Organism: Brettanomyces nanus
Lineage: Eukaryota; Fungi; Ascomycota; Pichiomycetes; Pichiales; Pichiaceae
Exons: 1
Coding region: 1-1422 (473 amino acids)
Source: RefSeq, a predicted model, not a curated record
AUGCAGACGAUGAAUGAUCAAUCACCAGCUAAGACCCGAGAGGAUCUUGUUGCUGAGAGAAUACUUAAGAGGGCGGAGAUCGCCAAGCUGACAAGGCAGUUGAAAUCCAGGUUGUUUAAAGCCGGACUUAAAGUUCGUGAAAGCCAAGGGAAAGUUUUGUUAUCGUCUGCCUCCAUAGUAUCAUUGAAGUCUUCACCUUGUAAAGGGGGACCUGCUAUGAAGGCCAGCUGUAGGGGUGUUAUUUCCGCUGAGAAGUCGUCCCUUGAUGUUGAUGCAGAUACUUCGAAUUCACCCAUUACUCCAAUAAAAAGGCGAGUAAAUUCUCACGACAAAAUCGUCGACAACGUGGAACAAGACCUUUCUUCGUCUCCAAUCAAGCGAUUUCGCAGCAGCAGUGGUAAUAUACCUUCGUCUCCUUUCUAUGUGUCUAGCAGUCCUCUAAAUCACAACUUAGCAUCGACUGCCCAGAAGGCAGAUUCUGUGCAGACACCUCAAUCGAUGUCCUCGUCGCAGACUAUGGCUCCAAAGACUCCUCCUUCAGGUAAAUUUGCUACCCUCAACGAUACAGGUUUAGUGAAAACCCCUAGUCAUAAUCAGCAGCAAGAUCGGAAUGAUGUCUCUAGCAUUACAUAUUUGCAUCAAAGUCGUAAGGCUUCGCCAGCAUCUCUUCGUCACGCUCAGGAUCAAGCCGCUGCCCCUUCCAACUCGUUACUAGCGACUCCAAAGACUUCGACCAAUAAUAGUAGAUCUAAGGAGUUCACUACUCCCACCUCUAAAUUCAUCAACGAUAAUGAGGAAGGUGCUGAUUUAUUGCUAUAUCUUUCCAAUUCUCCAGCAGUAACUUCCACUUCCAAGGAUACUGGCUCUAAAGAUUUCAACUCUUUCAUCAGCAUUCCUUCGACUCCCAAAGCAUCAACCUCGGUUAUACAAUUCUCCAGUACGCCCACUUUUGGUUUUGACACCACUCCUCCUAGAGGCAGUGUGCUACCUUUGCCUAUGUCUACGCCAUCUGGGUUAAUGGGAUCUCAGUUGCAUAUAGGUACUCCUAACUCCUCUGCUUUACAGUCAUUGAUGGGCACCCCCGGCAAUUCAGGUAUGGUCAAAUUUCAUACUCCAGCUACUCCAAUUAAUAAACUUUCAGUGGGUCCCAGCAACAAAACCCCAGUCUUUAGUAUGAGUGACUAUGUCAACAUUUUCACUCCCUCUCCAAGGUAUGCAAAGACCCCCGAAAUGGGCCAUGGUUUCCCUAGACCCUCAUCUGGUUUGAGCUCGAAUACCUUCAAAGCUGCUGCAUUAUCCAACUCUUCCACAAGUACUUCUGCAGUUAUUUCUGAAAAUACUUCUGCUACUUCUUCCCUAGUUGCUCCUUCUGAUGCUUCUCUAAAGGGGCCUUCGGAUUCAACUCAGACCGCUGACAUCUAG